UUCGUUUUCGGCUCUCUCCUCUUGUCUAGUCGUCGCUCGGUCAGCCGUACGUGAGAGUUUUUUGGGAUCUGCCCGCAACUACGACGAGAUGGCACUAACCGUGAGAAGUAUUGUACCAGCAGCAGCGCUUUCCUCAGGCAGAUCUUUCCAUCACCCUCCGUUGUUGGUUUCGCCGCUGCGAGCGGUUUUUUGAGAGGGCAUCAGGGCAUCGGCCACGAUCGGUCUGCGGUGCGUUUCUCCGUUCGUCCCGAGCAUCAGAAGAUUCGGAGACACUGAAGCUUCCGAUACGACAACCUCGUUGUCUGUAUUGCGCUGCACAGCGGACGCGAUCAGUGACGAACUGCACACGGAUUUAGAGCCACUCCUUGGAGAGGCGCUGCGUCUGCCUGUUUACCUGUUAAAAAGCAGAGAAGCAUAAAAACAGCAUAAGCGUAAAUCUCUAUACAAAUAUAAAGAGACAACGAGCAAAGGGGUAUCCACCAGAACGACCAAUUAGACGCUUGAGGUGAUGGUCGUAGUGCGUUUUGAAAGCGAACACUUACAAUAUCUCAAGAAAGAAAAGUAUCCAUUUGUGUGUCGUGAGCUCUAAUUGUUGCUGCUACUACUACUGCCCAGCAGAAGAUAGAUAGAAAAGAUCAGUCCUGCGAAGUAUUGAGGAAUCCUUUAACAGCAUGGGACGUACUUUUUGACCCCUUGUUUGAGCGGUUCAAGUCGAAGUAUUAGCGGACCUAAUCGUGAAAGGAGACUGCCGUCCUGAAGAGCAGAGAAGCGGCCAGUGAACCCAAGUGUAUCAGUGCAAUACAUUCGUGAAUAGUUGAGUAUAUUGUUAAUGUCUUCAGAUGCCUAAUUAACAGGCAUAUCGUUUCGUGAGGGUGGUGUUAAAAGCUCGUCCCCUCAUCGAGUGUGGAACGGAAUGUUUUUGUGCCCAGGGGUGCGCUACAACCGUUAACUGACGUACAAAUUUUGUGCACGUUCUUAUACUAUGAAUGAAUUCAUCUUGCUGCUCCUCCUUGGAGCACCGGCAGCUCUAGAGGCCCAACAGAUUCAAGUCAACCCACAGCUGUUACAAUGGGCACUUAACAGAGCUUUUCACAGCCAGCAGUUGUUGUUCAAUACGACAGAACCGGAAAUCUUUCGGCAAGGCGUCACCAGUACACCCCGAGAACCGUUCUGGUUCCUAGGCGCGAUUGAAAAAACCAAGGUAGCUUCUAAAAAUCUCUCAGCACUCGCGUCAAUUACUGAAGCAACAACUAGAGACAUCGCUCAAAAUCUCAACCUUUCACCUAGAGACGUUACCUUCGGACUUACCAAGGUGAAUACAAAACGGACGUUUCUGGAUCAGAACUGCCCCUAUCGUGUGGGAGUUAGGUCGUGUGCCCCUGAACGUUACCGCUCGUAUGACGGCUUCUGUAAUAACAUUGAAAAUCCCUACUGGGGUUCCGCUAAUCUCCGUUACCUGCGAUUUCUUCCACCUGCCUAUGCCGACGGUGUAUCGGCUCCUCGCACAGGACUUUCCGGCGCAGCACUUCUUUCUGCACGCGAGAUUUCUGCCAGAGUAUUCCAGGAUCGGGACAUCCCUCACGAGCAUGCGUCAAUGGUCGCCGUAGCCUUUGGACACUUUGUCUUCCAUGAUAUCUCGCACACUCCACAAACAGCAGGCUUCCAGGGUGCUCGUCUUAAAUGUUGCAAUGUGCCUCCCAACCUCAAGCAUCCGGAGUGUUAUGAGAUCAGCGUGUCGCCAAAUGACUCCUUCUAUGCAGCGUUCAGACAAAAUUGCCUUGACUAUGUACGGUCAUCAACUGCGCCCCGAGAAACUUGCGGUUUAGGCCCUCGUGAGCAGAACAAUCAGGUCACAUCUUUCGUGGAUGGUUCAACGAUCUACGGCUCAUCAGAAGCAGAAGCUCGAUUCUUACGAUCAUUCGAAGAUGGCCUUUUGCUUACGCAACGAAAUGAUGCUGGGGAAGAGAUUCCUGUUGGAGAUGCUUCAUCCUUGGACUGCCGUGGCUCAAAAACUGCUCCAUGUUUCAGCUCAGGAGAUCCGCGAAUGAAUCAAAAUAUCGGUUUGGCUUGGAUGACCACUAUGUGGAUCCGUGAGCAUAAUCGUUUAGCUCGAGAACUUAAGGGGCUAAACCCUUUGUGGGACGACGAACAAUUGUACCAGGAAGCACGUCGUAUUGUUGGAGCAGAAAUUCAACACAUUGCCUAUAAUGAGCUACUUCCUACUCUUGUGGGUCCUGAAGUUGUUGAGAGAUUCGGCCUCCGCAUGGAUAGCAAUGGUUUUUUUACCGGCUAUGAUCACAAGCGUCUACCAGGAGUUACAAAUGUAAUGGGCUCCACUGGGCUAUGGGCCCUCUUAUCCGCUCUGCCAGGCAAUAGUGAACUUUUUGACGCUCAACGCUUCCGCAAACUUGGAUCCAUUCCCUCCACUGAAACUGCUUUCCAUCCCCAGGAUCUCUAUAAUUCCAAUCGCUUCCGUCAGUAUGUUGCCGGAGCACUUAUGCAACGUGCACAGCGCAUCGAUGCAUCCUUCAGUAAACAUAUUACUCAAGACAUGUUUGCUUCGGAUAGCAAUCAACCUGGUCUUGAUCUAGCCUCUAUUGCCAUUCAGCAAGGAAGAGAUCACGGUCUGGCCGGAUAUACAAAAUGGAGACAAUUCUGCGGUUUACGCGAUAUCGACAAUUUCGAUGGUCUCGCUCAAGUUAUGGACCAAGACACCGCUCAGCAGCUGUCGGAGCUAUACGAAAGUGUUAGUGAUAUCGAUCUCCUUGUAGCUGCUCUCGCUGAAACUCCCGUAGAGGGAGGUCUUGUUGGCCCUACGCUAGCCUGUAUUUAUGCUCAUCAGUUCCGUCAUCUUCGUAUCUCGGAUCGUUUCUGGUAUGAGAACCCAGGUCAGCCUAGUUCCUUCACUAAGAACCAACUGCAAGAGAUUAGGCACACAUCUUUGGCUAGGGUUAUCUGUGAUAACGUGUUCCACACUGGAGUAAUUCAACCUCGUGUUAUGCAGUUGCCUGACCCAUGGCUAAAUAACCUGCAAUCAUGCGACGAUAGACUUCUUAGCUCCGUUAACCUUGAACCUUGGGCGCAGGAAAGUCCUCUUAAGGUAUUGACCAAUGGUCUAAUGAUUGAUGUGCUAAACGACGCUAGCAACGCUCUUCGAGGUAAUCUUCUUGGCGACGGAGAAUUUGGAUCGGGUCGGAACAAAGGCUUCAUGCGAGCUAACGUGAUUUCGCGCAACGUGCACAAUCAGAGUGAGGUGCUCGAAUUGGCUACGAAAAAGCUAAUGAAUGAACUUGGACGUGACAAGAGGCGAACUAUCGAUGACAACUUCAUCCCAGCCCUGCGGCAUGUGGACCUUUCAAAGUUCCAUCGCGAAUUCGAAGAACCCGCCGCUUGUGAACCCACACGUCUCCAGCCUUGCAAUCCACGUACGCCAUUCCGAACUAUGUCUGGCCGAUGUAACAAUCUACGAAGCCCUAAUUUCGGAAAGGUGUCUCAUUCGUUCCGCCGCAUACUGCCCUCUCGAUACGACGACAACAUCAGCUCGGCUCGUCAGACCUCGGUAACAGGUGCUCCGCUUCCCCCAGCACGAGUGGUCUCCGCGGCUGUACACAGCGAUCUAUCCGUGCCUCACCAGAAGUACACCCAAAUGCUUAUGCAGAUGGGACAAUUUAUGGACCACGAUGUUGCCCACACCCCCCUAAGCGAAGGACCUAACGAGUCUACACUGAAGUGCCGCAAAUGCGAUUCUCCGCAAAAGGAGAAUCAACAAGAAUGUUUCCCGAUACCGAUUCCCCACGGGGAUCCUUUUUUCCCAUCUGUAUCAGUCAAAUCCGGACGUCCCUUGUGUCUUCCCUUUACGCGUUCGAUGAGCGGACAGCGAACUUUGGGCUCGAGAGAACAGAUCAACCAGGUUACUGGGUUCCUUGAUCUUUCGACUGUUUAUGGCUCGGACAACUGUGCUCGUGAAGAACUGCGUCUUCUGCACAGCGGUCAACUGAAUAUGUCUGCCCAUCCUGCGGAUCAAUCGCUAAAGCCUCUUCUCCCAGAGAUUCAGGGUGCAGCUGAUUGUCUGUCAUCAAAUGAUCGUUGCUUUAUUGCUGGUGACACUCGAGUUUCGGAGCAACCUGCACUGACCUCAAUGCACACUCUAUUCGCUCGAGAGCACAAUCGUAUCGCUUUAGAGCUCAGCCGACUUAAUCCUCAUUGGGACGAUGAAAGAUCGUUCCAAGAGGCUCGACGCAUUCUAACGGCGAUGUAUCAACGGGUGAUCUACAGCGAAUGGCUACCUCGAGUGCUCGGAUGGGAAGCUGUCAGUCAGUGGGGAUUGAAUCUCCUCGAUUCUGGAUAUUUUGCUGGAUACGAUCCCACGUGCGAUGUCGGUGUCUUCAACGAGUUCGCUACAGCUGCUUUCCGUUUUGGGCAUACCCUUUUGCCCCCAGCCUUCAAGCUUCUUGGCCCGGCUUACAAUGAGAUCGGUCGCAUUAAGCUAACAGACGCUUUCUUCAACUCGCAGAUCCUCUACAAAAGAGACCAACUAGACCAACUGGUUCGUGGACUAAUGGCGACUCCAAUGGAGAACUUCGAUAAUCACGUUACCAAUAUGGUAACAGAGCAUUUGUUUGAGUCGAAGACCAUUCCAUUCUCUGGCCUCGAUCUUGUAGCCAUCAACCUGCAGCGUGGAAGAGAUCACGGGCUGCGUGGAUAUAAUGACUAUCGAGAAUUCUGCGGUAAGCCACGUCUUAGAUCGUUCCAGGAUCUCCAGGGCGAGGUUAGUCCUAACGCUCUCCGAGGACUCUCCAGUGUUUAUCGGCACGUGGAUGACAUUGAUCUAUUUUCUGGAGGUCUGUCCGAGAUCCCCCUGCCUGGCGCUGUUGUAGGACCUACAUUCAGCUGUAUUAUUGGCUUCCAAUUCCAGAGAUUGCGUCGAUGUGACAGAUACUGGCAUGAAAAUGACGAGCAUUCAGUUCGCUUCACGGAAGGCCAGCUUGCCGAACUUCGAAAGACUUCAUUAGCAAAACUUCUCUGCGAGAACAUGGAUACGACUAAGUUUGUGACAAGAUCCGUGCUCGACCUUUACGAUCCGUUCUUGAAUCCUCGAGUGUCCUGCCAAAGUAUACCGGGAACAAAUCUCGCCUUCUGGAGAGAAAAUCCCAACCAGCAGGCGUAACUAGUUCAACACUGCAAUACAAGCGAAUGUUUGAGCCUUAUUUACAUGAAACACCGUGUUUCCAUCAGCUGCUAUUAAUUCACCACAGUUUUCCACUUGGCAAGAAAUACUGGAAAUCUUGCACAGGACGAAAUCGCAUAAAGGCAAAAAGUAACAGAGACAGAAGAAAUCUAACAACAACACACACAUACACAGAUAUUUCAAACGGAUCUUCAGCUAGAUGACCGGCUGGAUCGAACGUUUUGUACGUAGUAACAAAAAAAAAAAACAUUUAUAUAUAUAUAUAUAUAUGUAUGGACAUAAUCGAUAUAGAUUAUGCAGACCCAACGAGUCCGUGUCGUGACAGCACGUUCAUACAGGACACUGUGGAUCAUUGUGGGCAAUGUAGUGUGAAAGGUUAGCAUAAUAUAAUGGGGCAAGCGGAGCUGAUAUCACAUUGCAAAAAGUCUAAGCAAGCUAUAUCAAAAAGAAAAACAAGGUAACAAAAAAGCGUCAGCCGACUGGAUUCGCUGGCUUGAAUUUUUUUUAGUCAUUGUGGAUGCGACCACUUGCAGGAUCAGCGCGCGAGGGAUUCGACCAUCCAGACAAAUACUUCAGUAUAAAUUUAAAACUGUAUGCAUCAGAUAUUUUCGAUCUUAAAAUGUUGUGUUCAUUAAAAUCAUUUCUCUAAGGCUUUUUCGUCACUUGAAAAGGGUCGUACAGCAGAUUGUCCAUAGAGACGCAUAGUCAGAAUGAUCGUCCAACACCAUCAAGAGCAAUUAGAAGAUUCCAUGCACAGCUGCUGGCGCGCAGAGCGUUGAUUAUAAAGCGGGCAAGCGAUUCCAUCCAUUUCAAGAACAGCUUAUAGUCGACGCCAAGCCUUGUGGGAACUGACCUGGGAGACGAUGAUCGGAUAAGGACAUAUAAAAAAAAAUAGAGGCACAAUGUGUCAAGGUUUAUUAUUUAAAUCUCUACAAAUAUUAUUAUAAUUAUUAAAAUGACCUCGUAAAGUUGCUGUGCAGAACGGCAAAAUUGUCGGUUCCAAUGAACCAACACCUGUACAUAAUCUGAAUAAAUAAUAAAUGCAAUAUGAGAAAUCUGUAAAACGUGAA
Molecule: messenger RNA, 6258 nt
Organism: Varroa destructor (honeybee mite)
Lineage: Eukaryota; Metazoa; Arthropoda; Arachnida; Mesostigmata; Varroidae
Biological process (GO): response to oxidative stress
Molecular function (GO): peroxidase activity; heme binding
Source: RefSeq, a predicted model, not a curated record